UCUGAUAUUAGGGACUAGGUAACGUGUGUUGCAACACCAGGUGGACUGGUGGGAUUCCAGCUAAUACAAUUAUUGCCACACUCUAGCAGCUUUCAUGUAGAUACGGAGAGUGUGUAUAGAUCCACUGUAGACUCUGAGUAGUUCUGUGCUCUCUAGCUACCAAUGCUCGAGUCUUCGACUAUCUAAUUGACUUAGGCGUAGUCGUGGUCGGUAGGUUGCAUUAGUGAGGUAUCUGUCUGCUUAUUGUGGCUCUAUUGCGCCUUAUUAUUCGCAUUGUGACGCUUUGUGUUGGGCUACAUAGUUGACACGAGCAUCUCAUCCUCAACCGUGCCUACGCAGUGAACGUGGCGAGGGUCCCAUUUCUAAAAAAUUAUUCUAGUUGGUGUAUCUCUUGGUAUAGAAUUUUGUUGGUAUGAGAAACCACUUCUGUUGCGUUAGUGUUGCUUUGCAUAGGCAGAGAAGACAGCAAAGUGAGGGCAACGCGUGCCUCUAAUUAUCUAGACUGAGGUUGUAGGCGGUAUGCGCGAAACGGUUAUCUUGUGCAAUCAACUGCAACCGUGCCAUUCUACACAAACGUCGACCCAUCGAAGCGGUCCCGUUCCCCACAACUACCGGAUUAUUGCUAAGAAUCGAGGAUGUCAGUGAUAUCGCCUAGUGGCAGCAGACCGUUCUCGACCAGUCAGAUGGCUUUGGAUUUCAAGAGUCAAAGGAUGACGGAGAUGGCAAGCAUUCUGAAGGAGCAUCAAGAGAAGCGCGCGAGAGAGUUCAAAAUGGAAAAGAAACGACACGAAUUCAACUGUUUCUUUGCUCUGACUGGCACUCCGGCACCCAGACAGGAUCCGGGUGAGUGGCAACGCUACUGGACGAGUCAAAGAAUCGAAGAGUGGAGCAAGUCGAGUGAAGACGCGUGUCGCAAGGACCUCAGCAGCGACUCGGGCAUCUCUCUUUCCAACGAAUUCGAAGGCGUCGAAAAUGAUGUCAGAGGUGAAGAACAAUGCAAAAACCAGACGGCUCGUUUCCCGCCCGUUGUGUCAAAACCCUAUAAUCGCCCCGUCCUAUGCACAUACCAACCGAGACGUUCCGUAUCCGCCACUGCGACUCGCAGAGCGACGCAAAGUGAAGUCGUUCGCCUCAAUCUUGUGGAGAAAUCCGACUGGUGCAUUGCUAGCAGUCACUCGCUCACGGACGGUCACAGCAAAUUGAGAUGCGACGCCGGGAAGCUCUCGUCGCAUUCGAGGAGGAUAGUUUCUGAGCGGCUAGCGUCUUGUCGAGAAUCAAUAUCCAAAUGGAGUUGACUCAUACACUGUGUAUCGAGCGUCGCUCUUUCUAGAUAAACUGUAAACUAGAGAAAUACAUACAGAUACUCGCUCUUGACAGAGCAAGACUUUUCUAUCAGCUAUAAAUCGUUGUACGCCAUUUGAAUUUCUAUACGCAUUUUCUAUUGCUCGCAACUCACGUUUUCAUACGUAAUGCGUUCGUUAGUGUCUACUAGACAAGAGCAAUACAAUCAGCUUUACUAGAA
Molecule: messenger RNA, 1522 nt
Organism: Corticium candelabrum
Lineage: Eukaryota; Metazoa; Porifera; Homoscleromorpha; Homosclerophorida; Plakinidae
Exons: 1
Coding region: 636-1295 (219 amino acids)
Source: RefSeq, a predicted model, not a curated record